Messenger RNA from Notolabrus celidotus (New Zealand spotty), 2440 nucleotides. RefSeq names its product wingless-type MMTV integration site family, member 10b (gene wnt10b). The record is from RefSeq and is a predicted model, not a curated record. The transcript has 7 exons. Gene Ontology annotation, biological process: canonical Wnt signaling pathway; cell fate commitment; multicellular organism development. Lineage: Eukaryota; Metazoa; Chordata; Actinopteri; Labriformes; Labridae. The coding region runs from base 207 to 1580 and encodes 457 amino acids. Gene Ontology annotation, molecular function: cytokine activity; frizzled binding. Gene Ontology annotation, cellular component: extracellular region.
ACUACACUGCAGCCACCAACCUAUGCCACCGACCGAUGGCAGUCGUGUACAGUUUUCAUGUCAGCACUGCUGCUGUUUGCUGCAUUGAUUUCUGAGGUGAAGUGAAUGGUUAUCCCCCCCAAAGCACAAAACAACAGCUGUGAUGAUGACCUAAGAGAAGAAUGAGAAGAAAGCUGAUAAAAGAACAAGUCUAAGUGGACAGAACGAUGCAGACAGGAAACCUCCCAAAGUUUACCCCACGUCCCCGCUACACAAACACAGGUUGUGGCAGGUCGGUGGAUGAUGAAGUGAUGGAGAUGUUAGGAGGCCAUGGCCAUUGUGAUGCUGGGUGGCUGUUACUCUGGAACUGCCAUCUGCCCAAAAGGGUGCUGUGUAAUGAUAUCCUCAGCCUGAAGGUGGCAGGAGAUCCGGUGCUAACCCCCAACUCAGUUUGCCUCAGGCUGGCAGGCCUCAGUAAGCGUCAGAUGCGGAUGUGUGUGCGCAGCCCAGACGUGACGGCCUCUGCUCUGCAGGGCAUCCAGGUGGCCAUCCACGAGUGCCAGCACCAGCUCCGAGACCAGCGCUGGAACUGCUCUUCCCUGGAGGGCCUUGGCAAACUUCCCCACCACAACACCAUCCUCAACAGGGGUUUUCGUGAGAGCGCCUUCUCUCUGGCUUUGCUGGCAGCGGGUGUGGCUCACUCUGUGGCCACGGCCUGCAGCAUGGGCAAACUGCGGGGGUGUGGCUGCGAGGCCAAGCGUCGCCAGGACGAUGACAAGAUCCGGCUGAAACUCACACAGUUGCAGCUGCAGACCCUGCAGAAGGGCGGGGUAGGCCUCGGCAUGGCACGGUCAUUACCCCCGGAGCUAAACAGUCACCAUGGUGACCUGCCCACUAACCUGCGCUCCAACCACCCGUCUGCCCUACUCAAGCCUUUGCCAGAUGAGCUGAUCUCCAUGCAGGAGACCUGGGAAUGGGGGGGCUGCAGUCAUGACGUCCGUUUUGGGGAUCGUUUUUCCAGGGACUGGCUGGACUCCAGAGGGUCGCCAAGAGACAUUCACGCUCGCAUGAGGAUACACAAUAACCGCAUCGGACGACAGAUAGUAACUGACAACAUGAAGAAGAAGUGCAAAUGUCAUGGCACAUCAGGGAGCUGCCAGUUUAAGACCUGCUGGCAUGUGUCUCCAGAGUUCCGGCUCGUGGGCUCUAUACUUAAGGAAAAGUUUCUGUCUGCCAUCUUUGUCAACUCGCAGAACAAGAACAAUGGGGUUUUUAAUCCCCGGACAGGAAAUGGCGCCAGUGGGAGCUCAGGGGGACCCAACGGAGGGCGUCGCAGAAGCAUGUCCAGAGAGCUGGUGUACUUUGAGAAAUCUCCUGAUUUCUGUGAGCGUGACCCGUCUGUGGACUCUCCGGGCACACAAGGACGCAUCUGCAACAAAACCAGCUACAGCACAGACAGCUGCAGCUCGCUCUGCUGCGGACGUGGACACAACAUCCUGAAACAGACACGCAGUGAGCGCUGCAAUUGCAGGUUCCACUGGUGUUGCUAUGUGUUGUGUGAGGAGUGUCGCCUCACAGAGUGGGUUAACGUGUGCAAGUAGAUUCCAGUUUUCCCAGUCCCAGCUGCCUUUACCCACCCAGGACUCAAGAUGGCGAGCCUGUCCCUUCGCCCACUCCUGUUGUUUGAGUGUUUGUUUUUGCUCCUUGUGUAACUCUGCCAGAGAAUCUGUUUAUCCUCCCCCCCUUUCCUUUUUUUCAGUCCAUCAUCUGGGAUCUAUUUUCUCUUUGUAGCCGCUGUUAUUCUCAUAAUGCCAAGUCAGAGAUUGAAGAGGUGACUCAUGUCAUUUGUCUUGCCGUGGUCUGUUUAGACGCUGCCCUCUCAGCCAUGAAAACGGCGCACAGUCCGUCUUUUCUAUCCCACACAACAAAGACAAGUAUCAGCAGAGAGGCAUUUCUAUUUCAGUGUCUACCUGCUGACUUAUCUUUCUGUACAGUAGCUAUGUAUUUUAAUGUGUAAAUGUAUAUUUGUAAAUGUAUUAUUAUUAAUAUUAUUAUAGGGUAAGGCCCUUGCUUUUGGUCUUAGUUGAUGGCACUCUUCAUGUUCUGAACUACCUAAAAUGUAGUAUCAGCUAUCCACAAGUGUGGCUGUCAAUGCACUGAUGUAGUACCAAUUUGAUGCCACCCCCUUAGUAUGUCAACAGGUUUAUUAUAAAUUAACAUGCAACAAUAACAUAAAACAACUGUGCAGUGCUAGCGGACAGUGUAAUGCUAGUAAAAAAAAACAAGUUGUCAGCAAUCAAUGUUUUUCUAGCAAUAGUAAUGAUAUUGUUUUGAUCUUUUUGUCUCACUGUGAUCACUUGAGUAGCUGGUAUCAGCCAGCACCUGAUGAUAGGAAUCACAUCAUGAAAAAGUCAAAGAUAGUCUCUUUCUAAACCAUUAAAAUACAUUUAUUUACACAGCA